Talaromyces rugulosus is the source of this 2871-nucleotide messenger RNA. RefSeq lists its product as uncharacterized. Gene Ontology annotation, cellular component: cytoplasm; COPI vesicle coat. Gene Ontology annotation, biological process: endoplasmic reticulum to Golgi vesicle-mediated transport; intra-Golgi vesicle-mediated transport; intracellular protein transport. The transcript has 5 exons. NCBI's taxonomy places the organism in Eukaryota, Fungi, Ascomycota, Eurotiomycetes, Eurotiales, Trichocomaceae. Gene Ontology annotation, molecular function: structural molecule activity. The coding region runs from base 1 to 2871 and encodes 956 amino acids. The record is from RefSeq and is a predicted model, not a curated record.
AUGGCGUCGUUUCUCGAAAACGCAUACAGCUUGGUCCACCAGGACAACACGGCGGACCAGCCGUCGUUGCAGGACUUGAAGAUGCAGCUGGAAAAAGGCACCGACGAGACCAAGCAGGAGACCAUGCGGAGAAUUAUUAUAAUCAUGCUCAAUGGCGACCCAAUGCCUCUGCUACUCAUGCACAUUAUUCGUUUUGUUAUGCCUUCGAAGAACAAGGCUCUGAAGAAGCUUCUCUACUUUUACUACGAAAUAUGCCCGAAACUUGACUCCACCGGGAAACUGAAGCAAGAAAUGAUCUUGGUUUGCAAUGGCAUUCGAAAUGACUUGCAGCACCCUAACGAAUACAUCCGAGGAAACACCCUCCGCUUCCUCUGCAAACUUCGCGAGCCUGAACUCAUCGAGCCUCUCCUCUCGUCCGCUCGCUCGUGCCUCGAACACCGUCACGCCUACGUGCGAAAGAAUGCUGUGUGGGCUGUGUCUUCUAUCUACCAACACUCCGAGUCCUUGAUCCCCGAUGCCCCAGAACUCAUUCAAGCCUUCCUCGGUUCAGAGAACGACCACACUUGCAAACGAAAUGCUUUCGCCGCUCUCAUGUCCAUCAACCACCAGAAAGCUUUGGAAUACCUCAGUGAAACGUUCGACAGCAUCCCAAAUGCCGACGAACUGUUGCAAUUAGUUGAGCUUGAGUUCAUUAGAAAGGAUGCCGUGCAAAAUUCGCAGAACAAGGCAAGAUAUCUGCGAUUGAUUUUCGACUUGCUAGAUGCAUCUGCAAGCACGGUCAUCUACGAAGCUGCUACAUCGCUCACAGCUCUUACCAGCAACCCCGUGGCAGUUAAAGCCGCCGCGUCAAAAUUGAUUGAGCUCAGUAUUAAGGAAGCCGACAACAAUGUCAAACUUAUCGUCCUUGACAGAGUGGAUCAAUUAAGAAUCAGAAACGAGGGGGUUUUGGACGACUUGACCAUGGAGAUCUUACGUGUGCUCUCCAGCCCGGAUAUUGAUGUUCGCCGCAAAGCGCUCGGCAUUGCUUUGGAGAUGGUUUCGAGCAAGAACGUGGAGGAAAUUGUGAUGCUCUUGAAGAAGGAGCUUGCAAAGAAUGUAGACGAACAGUACGAACAGGCCAGCGAGUACCGACAAUUGCUCAUCCAAUCCAUUCAUCAUUGUGCCAUCAAAUUUUCAGAGAUUGCCGCCAGCGUUGUCGAUUUACUCAUGGACUUUAUUGGCGACUUCAACAAUAACUCCGCAGUAGACGUCAUUUCCUUCGUCAAAGAGGUUGUCGAGAAGUUCCCGGCACUGCGGCCAUCUAUAAUCGAGCGUCUUGUGGCGACACUUAGUGAAGUGCGAGCUGGAAAGGUUUACCGCGGUGUCCUUUGGGUUGUUGGAGAGUACUCUCUGGAAGCCAAUGAUAUUCGCGAAGCUUGGAAACGCAUCAGAGCUAGCCUUGGAGAGAUCCCUAUCUUGGCCUCAGAGCAGCGUUUGCUGGAUGAAGUUCCCGACGAGAAUGCUCCAAUUUCUGACCAAGUCAACGGCCAUGCUAAGCCUGCCGCCCCCAGUGGAUCACGCAAAGUCCUUCCUGACGGAACAUAUGCCACUGAGAGCGCCUUGACAAGCUCAUCCGCCGCCGCUGCUAAAUUAGAAGCCGUGAAGGCCGCCCAGAAACCUCCCCUGCGCCAGCUCAUUUUAGAUGGUGAUUACUACCUCGCAACAGUUCUAUCCUCAACCUUGACAAAGCUGGUCAUGCGCCACUCGGAGGUUUCUCAAGAUACCGCACGUACCAAUGCCCUCCGCGCCGAGGCCAUGCUUAUCAUGAUCUCGAUCAUUCGCGUUGGUCAGUCACAAUUUGUGAAGGCCCCGAUUGACGAGGACUCGGUUGAUCGUAUCAUGACUUGUGUGCGCUCUCUCACCGAAUUUUCUGAGCGAAAGGAGCUUGAGAGUACUUUCUUGGAAGACACACGAAAGGCAUUUAGGACAAUCGUGCAAACCGAAGAGAAGAAACGAGCUGCAAAAGAAGCCUCGGAGAAGGCCAAAGCUGCCAUUCAGAUUGACGAUGCUAUUCCCAUCCGGCAAUUGGCUAAGAAGAAUGCGGGAGAAGGAACUGAUGAAAUUGAAAUGGAUCUUAUGAAAGCCACAGGUGGCGAUGCCACUAUCGAGGACCUGUCCUCUAAACUCAGCCGCAUUGUUCAGCUGACCGGUUUCUCUGACCCUGUAUAUGCUGAGGCAUAUGUCCAGGUGCAUCAGUUCGACAUUGUCUUGGAUGUGUUGAUCGUCAACCAAACAACCGAAACUUUGCAAAACCUGUCUGUAGAGUUUGCCACACUUGGAGACCUGAAGGUUGUCGAGCGCCCAACAACACAGAACCUUGGCCCUCGCGAUUUCUUGAACGUCCAGGCCACAGUCAAGGUUUCCUCUACCGAUGCUGGUGUUAUCUUCGGUAACGUGGUUUACGAUGGAUCGAGCUCUACAGAGACCCACGUGGUUAUUUUGAAUGAUAUCCACGCUGAUAUCAUGGACUACAUCCAACCAGCCAGCUGUACCGAGACUCAGUUCCGAACAAUGUGGACUGAAUUUGAGUGGGAGAAUAAGGUCAACAUUAACUCUAAAGCAAAGGAUCUCCGCGAGUUCCUGAAACAACUGAUGGAAAGCACCAACAUGACAUGUCUAACACCAGAUGCCUCCCUCCAGGGUGACUGCCAGUUCUUGAGUGCGAAUCUGUACGCUCGUAGCGUGUUUGGUGAGGAUGCAUUAGCCAACUUGAGUAUCGAGAAAGAGGGAGAAGACGGCCCGAUUACCGGAUUCGUACGGAUAAGGAGUCGUUCACAGGGACUUGCCCUGGCUUUGGGGUCUCUUAAAGGCUUGAAAGCUUCCGUAGCUUAG